AUGGAGCCCAUCGUUGCGGAAUUGAUUGUAUUGCAACUAAUUUACAACAUGCUUUUGCCCAAGUUGACAAAAUCCAGCGAUGGAACGGUGCAAGAAGAUGACUUAGUGAUGAAUAACACUAUCAAAUUGUCGUUGGUAAAACUAACGAAUGAAAUACAGAAUAAUAUCAUUGUGAAUCGGAUUGAUGAGUAUACGAAACUGAAUAUCAAUGACAUAUUAAAGAUUAUCAAGGAGUUGUUCCCGCUGCAGAGGAUUAUUGUUGUGGAUGGGCAGUUGAGUUUCCAAAAUUUGAAAAUUGUAGAAAUUAAAAAAUUGAUCCUAGACAAAUACGAAACGUUUAAGACUAAACAGAUUGAGGCUAUCACCGAAUUGGAAGAUAAGAUCUUGAGUGAAGAUACCACGACAACUGCGUCGCAACCUCAUAUACAGACAAAGGCCACUACGAUAAAGAAAAACGUCGACCCAAGGCGUGAAAAGUUGUUACAAUUGUACAGAGACACUGUGCUGAACAAGUUGCAACAUAAGAACAAGAUUCUUGACAAAUUAUAUGAGAAUUUCAACGAAAAUUCGAGCAAAAUUGUGAAUGAAUUGUUAAAUUUGGACCAAAUUAAGACAACAACGCCCGUAAGCGUGCAUAACUUGCAAUUAAUCCUGCAAAAAUCAAUCAGUGAUGGGAUUAUGUGCAAUGUAGCAUAUUCUCCACAGUGGCAAAUCGCGAGAAAGUCGCAGACUGAACUCAAUGAUACCGUUGAAUUCAUGCGUAGAGCAUUAGAAUGA
Kazachstania africana CBS 2517 is the source of this 777-nucleotide messenger RNA. RefSeq names its product Eaf5p (gene EAF5). Bases 1 to 777 code for a protein of 258 amino acids. The transcript has a single exon. NCBI's taxonomy places the organism in Eukaryota, Fungi, Ascomycota, Saccharomycetes, Saccharomycetales, Saccharomycetaceae. The record is from RefSeq and is a predicted model, not a curated record.